UCAACAAUAUGAACAUAUACUUUAAUUAUAUCAUCUAUCUAUUGCGUAUUUUGUUUUUCUUUUUUGCUUCUAUAUAUUACGUAUGUGUGCAUGUAAGUAAGUUAAAUUUAGCUCGUUGAUGAUGGAGGCGCUUCUUUAUGUCAUCACUCUCUUCUCUCUCUCAGCCCUAACCGUUACAUUAGGAGAAAGUAUAAGCAUCGACUGUGGAUCAACCGGAUCUUACGUGGACUCCAACAAUGUAACAUGGGUCGGAGAUAAAGGCUUCGUCACCAACGGCGAGCCCAUGAAGAUUCCGGACGUUGUCAAAAAGCCAAUCAACACUCUCCGGUACUUCCCAACUGGUCAAACCAACUGCUACACCAACAUUCCGGUGACAAAAGGCCAGAAAACCCUCGUGAGGACGAAGUUUUACUAUGAGAACUACGACGCGAAGUUCUCGCCGCCAUCUUUUGAUGUGAUUUAUGACGGGAAACACCGUGAUUCUAUUGUAAUUACCGAGUCGUUGCUAAAUGAUGAAGAAACGUUCUAUUUCUCGGAGGUGAUAUAUGUUCCGGAGAAUAAGAAUAUCAGCGUCUGUCUCUUACGUACGUCUCCGUCCGACAACCCAUUUAUAUCGUCCAUUGAAGUUUAUAGUUUGGACACUGGCAUGUACGACGAUCUUGGUCCUAACGAAGGUCUCAUUCUCCACGACAGAAUUGCAUACGGUGCCAAAGAGCUUAUAAGCUACCCGUUAGACCCCUACGGUAGGGUAUGGUUAGCGUUAGGAUCCCAAGACUCCACACUGACCGAUCUAACGACCUCAGCCCCAUCAAUAGACAUCACCGGGGCGUCGAACAAGCCACCAGAGAUUGUUAUGUCAAAGGCAUUAUCAGGAGUCGGCUUAGUACUCUCAGACCAGACUCUACCCCUAACCGGAGUACCAGUAUACUUGGUUCUUUACUUCUCAGAGCCUCAAAGUCUAGGUCGAACCCAGAGACGAUCGUUCAACGUUUUCUUGGACAACACUCAAGUGGGUUCGCGUCCCAUCGUACCGGUUUUUGGGAAAGCAACUCAAUUCAUUUUGAGAGAUGUAGUGGCCACAUCGGCGUCCCAGAUAGUCUUUCAGUCAACGGAUGACUCCGUUUUGCCACCCCUCAUCAACGGAUUGGAGCUGUACUCGAUAAGUAAUACCAGUCCAGACAGUGGAGGCGGCGGUGGAGACCAAGGCGGCGGUAGUACGGAUGAUUCGGAAGGUUCUGGAGGAGCGAAACAAGCAAAAAAUUUGGGAAAAGGUGGGGCAAAAAGCAGUGGAGGGAAGAAGAAUAACAAAUUACCACUCAUUCUUGGCGUUACGUUCGCCUCCGCCUUUGCAGUUCUCGCGUCAGCGUUUGCAGCUAUUUGGAAAAAGCGUCAAAAUGCUAAGUCACAGUCGAACAGUACUGUACCAAAUACGUCCACAGAGCAUGGAACAGGCACAGGGAUGUCGCCUCUAGUUGGACAGCAAUUUGCCAGCGAUAUGACUGAUUCAUAUGUUGUUGAAGAUGGACAUCAUUGACAUGGACACUAGUUAUUGAAGAGCUCAAUCCAUGUGUUAUUAUUCUUCAUGUUUUUUUCUUUCCAAACAUUUAUGAUUCUUUUAGUUUGUAAAAAAGUUCUAUUGUAUUUCUAUCUGUAUCCGACCAAGAGUGGAAAGAAUAAUUUGAAAACGUGAUGCAUGAUAAUGUGACAGUAAAUUUAGAAUUGGAAAAUAUGUUAUUGCUCUGAUAUAGUCUUCAGUAGACAUCAGACGUAUAUAUUAUAUACA
Molecule: messenger RNA, 1783 nt
Organism: Arabidopsis thaliana (thale cress)
Lineage: Eukaryota; Viridiplantae; Streptophyta; Magnoliopsida; Brassicales; Brassicaceae
Product: kinase-like protein
Exons: 6
Coding region: 119-1534 (471 amino acids)
Cellular component (GO): membrane
Source: RefSeq, marked reviewed